ACUACUUUGUAUCUCAUAUCCUCCUGUGGAUCGCAGCCCAGCGAUCUCUGCUAGGCUGUAAUUGAGUAGACGCUGAUUGGGGACUGCUCAAAUCCGUGUCAUGGAGCUCCGGGAGCCCCUAAUGGACGCCGAGGACGGCACGCGGCCGAGCUUGCAAGAUGACUUCGCUUACAGGAAUUGCGUCGCGAAAGCGAAUGUUGUCAUCCGCAUGGGCUUUUUGCGGAAGGUUUACGGCAUCCUAUCGGUGCAGCUGCUCGCGACGGUGUUACUCACGGCGACGUCGAUGUCGAUCCCGGCCGUAAAAUUAUUCAUCAGCGAAAAUCAAUGGAUGGUGCCCCUGAGCUUCGUUUGCUCAAUGAUCACUCUGUUCGCCCUGAUCAUUAACCGGCGGGAGACGCCUAGGAAUUACGUGUUGCUGGGGAUCUAUACAGUUCUUCAAGCCUACACCAUAAGCGUCGUGGUCUCGUUUUACGAUCAGCUCGUUGUCCUGCAAGCAUUCCUAUUAACGCUCGGAGCUACUGCCGCUUUGACAGCCUAUACCUUCCAAACUAGGAAAGACUUCACGACCAUGCCAGCUGUGCUACUGUCGUUUCUUCUCGUCUUGGUCUGCGGGCAGUUCAUGAAUGCCUUGUUCCCGUCUUCUUCUGGCGAAUUCGUGGUCUCAGUUUUCGGCGCAGCGCUCUUCUGUGUUUUCAUCAUUGUCGAUACGCAACUCAUAAUGCAAAGGACUUCCGCGGAGGACUACAUGCUGGCUACGGUUGACCUCUAUAUGGACAUCCUGAAUCUGUUCCUCCAUAUCUUGCGAAUUCUUGGUGAAAGAAAGUAGCACAGAUAAUUCACGCGAUUGACAUAAACGGUUGAAUUCAACUCGAGCCCAAUGGACGGGUGUGAUUCAGUAUUGAGAUGCAGAGAGACGCUGGUGGCGGGUGACGCAGAAGGAAGGGUAUCAUGUUGAACAAUGUCUGCGAAGGCUCUGAAGCAAGACCUUCGAUGUAUUCCGGAGCCUGAGGGGUCGGUUGAGCCUUACGGCGGCAAGGAGCCGAAACUACAGCGGUAUUACAGCCUGAUAUUUCCUUGCUGGAACUUGGGUACAAUACUUAUAAGUGAUGUCUUGCAUUCUGCAUGGACUCUGAGGAAAAGUUCCGUACAUUUGUUCCGGAAGAAACUAGAGAGAUAUGAGUCAUCGAUGCAUAAACACAGCAAAGAGACGCCUGUAGGUCCGUGGAAAGAAGACACCUGUAAUUCCGUUGAAAGACGCACCGUUUAUAACGACUGAUGAUAAUGUAUUCCAUGUACAUGACGAACUGCGUUGGGGCGGCCCCAAACGAAACGGUUAAUAAAGUUUGAGA
Messenger RNA from Galendromus occidentalis (western predatory mite), 1349 nucleotides. Its product is annotated as protein lifeguard 4. The coding region runs from base 101 to 826 and encodes 241 amino acids. The transcript is spliced from 4 exons. Gene Ontology annotation, cellular component: membrane. NCBI's taxonomy places the organism in Eukaryota, Metazoa, Arthropoda, Arachnida, Mesostigmata, Phytoseiidae. Gene Ontology annotation, biological process: negative regulation of apoptotic process. The record is from RefSeq and is a predicted model, not a curated record.